UAAUCAUAGCCGUUGAUUGGUGGCUCAAACAUCUCUACGUAUCAUACAAAACCAUCACAAAUCUCUAAAACAUCUGGAUCAUUAGCUCGCUUACUCAAUUAUUCCCCAACUUCGAAUUGCUCUUCCCUUUUUCUCCUCCAUUGUAUUGUCUGAAUUUUGUAGUCAAGCCGAAUCGCGAAGCAUCAAGGCUCAUCAGCGACAUUUCAUGCUAUGGCACCCAUAAAGGGCAUUCUUUCCCUGCAAAGGGCUGCUUUGUUCAGGAAUAGCAGUGAGAGGUGGAGUCUAGGAAUUAGAUCAUUUAGUACUCAAGGAGCAACAACUGCCGGUGCUCCACAGCCUCCCCCUCCUCCACCACCAGAGAAAACCCAUUUUGGUGGUCUAAAAGAUGAAGACCGUAUUUUCACCAACUUAUAUGGGUUGCAUGACCCCUUUCUCAAAGGUGCCAUGAAACGUGGUGACUGGUAUAGAACCAAGGAUUUAGUACUCAAGGGUGCUGAUUGGAUUGUCAAUGAAGUGAAGAAAUCUGGACUCCGUGGACGCGGUGGUGCUGGAUUUCCAUCAGGCCUCAAAUGGUCUUUCAUGCCAAAAGUAUCUGAUGGCCGGCCUUCUUAUCUUGUUGUCAAUGCUGAUGAAAGUGAACCUGGAACCUGUAAGGACAGGGAAAUCAUGCGGCAUGAUCCACACAAAUUAUUGGAGGGCUGCUUGAUUGCUGGGGUGGGGAUGAGAGCUACAGCUGCUUACAUCUACAUAAGGGGUGAAUAUGUGAAUGAACGUAUAAACCUUGAAAGAGCUAGAAAAGAAGCUUAUGAAGCUGGACUGUUGGGAAAAAAUGCUUGUGGUUCUGGUUAUGAUUUUGAUGUUCACAUCCAUUAUGGUGCUGGUGCUUAUAUUUGUGGUGAAGAAACAGCACUUUUGGAGAGCCUUGAAGGGAAACAAGGGAAACCUAGAUUGAAGCCUCCUUUCCCUGCUAAUGCAGGAUUGUAUGGCUGUCCCACCACUGUCACAAAUGUGGAAACAGUGGCUGUUUCUCCUACAAUAUUGAGACGUGGUCCAGAGUGGUUUGCCAGUUUUGGGAGGAAGAAUAAUUCCGGGACCAAAUUGUUUUGUAUCUCAGGUCAUGUCAACAAGCCUUGCACAGUUGAGGAGGAGAUGAGUAUACCACUUAAGGAGUUGAUAGAGAGGCACUGUGGAGGUGUGAGAGGUGGAUGGAACAAUUUACUUGCAGUAAUACCAGGAGGUUCAUCUGUUCCACUUUUACCCAAGCACAUAUGUGAUGAUGUCUUGAUGGAUUAUGAUGCACUUAAGGCUGUCCAGUCAGGACUGGGAACUGCAGCCGUUAUUGUGAUGGAUAAAUCAACUGAUGUUGUAGAUGCAAUUGCAAGGCUCUCUUACUUCUACAAGCAUGAGAGUUGUGGACAGUGCACGCCCUGCAGGGAAGGGACUGGAUGGCUAUGGAUGAUCAUGGAAAGAUUGAAAGUUGGGAAUGCAAAGUUGGAAGAGAUUGACAUGCUUCAGGAGGUGACGAAGCAGAUUGAAGGGCACACAAUCUGCGCUUUGGGUGAUGCAGCAGCUUGGCCUGUGCAGGGUCUUAUACGGCAUUUUAGGCCAGAGCUGGAGAGAAGGAUUAGAGAGCGUGCAGAAAGGGAGUUGCUGGAGGCUUCUGCUUAAUUACUGCUCAGCACUCAUGCGGUUAGCAUCUAAAGAUUUUUGACGGGUUGUCUCAUGCUAUGUAGGAAAUUUCCUGUGCGAGUAGCUAUUCUGGAAAUAAAAAUUGAAGUACCUGAUACUCGGAGGAUAGGUGACUCAGGCAUCUGGUUGUCUGUUACUGUUUUGUUUAUUUUUUUUCUGAGCUGUAUUAACAACAAUUCACCGUUUGAGAAAAUAAUUAAUGUCUCUAAUGUCUUGGCGGGGAUGCUUGUUUCUCAUAGCAUCCACAACAUCUUCUUUUUUGGUCCAUUUGAGGAAUAUUGUUAAUGAUAUCUGUAUUUUGCUAUGUCAUAGAUGUUAUUUUUCUGGUACCUAGCAAAAGGAUAGAAAAUGUUACCAGAUAAUUGAAAUAAAAGUUGUCCAAUGCAGAUAUUGACAUGAGAUGCUUAGGGAACUGAUAUGAAUAGACUAAAAAUGUACAGCAGCAAAAUGGCUUGAAUGGGUGCAUCAGGACUAAGAUUGGGACCAGGAUUGAGCUCAACCUCCCUGAGCAAGCUCUCAAGCUGUAGUUUCAUUCAAGUCUGUUGAAAUUUUA
Molecule: messenger RNA, 2242 nt
Organism: Durio zibethinus
Lineage: Eukaryota; Viridiplantae; Streptophyta; Magnoliopsida; Malvales; Malvaceae
Product: NADH dehydrogenase [ubiquinone] flavoprotein 1, mitochondrial-like
Biological process (GO): mitochondrial electron transport, NADH to ubiquinone
Cellular component (GO): respiratory chain complex I
Molecular function (GO): NADH dehydrogenase (ubiquinone) activity; NAD binding; 4 iron, 4 sulfur cluster binding
Source: RefSeq, a predicted model, not a curated record